UCAAACACUGAAACAGGUUACCUACAGAGAUUGUGGAGUCUCCAUCCUUGGAGUUAUUCAAAACCCAACUGGACACAAAGCCCCGAGAACCUGCUGUAGUUGGCCCUGCUUUGAGCAGGGGGUUGGACCGGGUGAUCUCCAGAGCUGCCUUCCCACCUCAGCUGUUCUGUGAUUCAUUUCUCUAAGGUGUAUCGGCAGAUCUGGAGAAGAGUAUCAUGAGGGUCUGACUGGCAGGACUUUGGUCUAGUGCUGGUCUACUCUCUAGUACUCAGCCCUGCGCACAAAACCAGUUUAGCACACCUGGUACUGACAUGAGACUCAACAUGAGACUUUAGGUCUUUUGCAAUAGGAGCAGGGAAUUUCUAAAGCAAAUAUACUGUGAUUCAUUAGUGGAUUGCGUAACCUGCACUUUAUUGCCAGCAAAGUAGAUUUCCUUUAAAAGCCGUGAUCUCAUCCAGUUCUCUUUGUAGAUUGGUUAGCUAAAUUUAGAAACAUCAACCUAUUCCUUUAAAUACAAUGUUCAUCAUAAUGAUCUUCGUAAAGUGGUGGUGAGUCCUCUAUAUAGGGGAAUCUGUGAUCUAAGGAAACUGAAGCGAUAACAAGAUUGGAAGAAACCGAUCUAAUACUGAAAAUCAAGAAAGGAAGAUUGAUGCUGGAAAUUACUAUCCUGCAUGGCUGCCCUUAGGAGAAAGCUAACUGUUGUCGGAGAUGACAGCUGUGGUAAGACAAGCCUCCUCUUUGCUCUGUGCCAUGAACAGCUUCCCAAAUGCUAUGAGCCGACUGUGUUUGACACUUAUGCCACUGACAUAGACGUUGAUGGGAAGGAUAUGAAGCUAAUUCUCUUUGAUGUGGCAGGGAAGGAUGAAGCCACUUACCAAAAUCUCCGCUCAGUUUUCUAUCAGGACACGGACAUUAUUUUAAUGUGCUUUUCCGUGGACAAGCCAGACUCACUGCAAAACAUUCUUGAUAUUUGGAUUCCAGAAAUCCAACUCUUCUGCCCCACAGUACCUAUUAUUCUGGUGGCUACCAAGAUCGAGCUAAGGGAUGAUGAAAGUAUCAAGAAGAAACUAGCCACUCCAGGCAAAGAGCCAAUUAGCACUGCAAAAGGAAAAGCUUUGGCUGCUAGCAUUGGGGCAUAUGCUUACCUGGAGUGCUCUGCCAAGACAAAAGAAGGGGUUGAUACAGCCCUGGAGAUUAUUAGCCAAUGCGUGUUAAAUGAGAAAAGGAGGAGAAGGAGGAGGCAUCAUAGGUCCUGCCGAAUUUUGUAAGAAGAGUAAAUAUUAUUUUGCUGUUGGAUUUCAUGAUGUGGAAAGCGCUCACAGGCAGAAGAGGUGAAGUAAAGGGAAUGCCAGCAACUACACUUUCAGCUUUGCAAGUCACUAACAGUCUGGAAGGAGACUGAGGUGUGUUGUCAACCUAAACCAGAGAAUCUCAAAAAGGCACAGAGAUGGACCAAAAUGGAAAGGCUUGGGGUGCAUCUCUGUACUCCUCCCUUCUCUGAAGCAGUGAAUGCUGCCAGCACAAGAAACUGAGUUAUGAAUUCACAUUAAAGGUGCAACACUGGGAGCUGGUAAAUAAUGUGAAUGCAGGAUUUGAAAGGACGCGUGCUGUAACUGAGUAAGCAAAUGGAAAAAAAUUCUAAGGUGAACUCCUUAGGAUCCUGAAAUAAAGGGACAGAGCUGUGAGUGUCAUGAAGUGUGACUAUCAUGAACUAGGAGAAUACGGCAGGCUAGCAUUUUUCUUCACUGACUUCCUCUGUGGUGGCUUCGUCACGCUGGCAGCUGGGUUACGGUUCCCCAGGAGGAAACAAAAUGAGAAUAAACACAAAUUUCUAAACUGAUUAUGCUACCUGGAGCUGUGCACUUCACAAACUAGCUUUCCCAGCUGGGAAACCUAGUAAAAUACACACUUAAGAUAUUUUCUUACCCAUUCUUCCCACCAGUAUUUGUCUGUUGAUGGUAUCAUGGUAUCAUGGGUAGAAAUGCUAGAGUUGGCCCAGUAUUCAUUACUGAAUGGUUUGCUACUUUCCUUCUACAUCACUUUUAAGUAGUAGUUUUGAAAUCUACAGUCUGGGGCAUAACAAUAGAUAUUUCAAGGAUGAUACUUUACAGUUCUAAAAGUACCUUUCUUCCAAGAGUCUCAGAGCACUUUUCAACAUGCAUUACCAACCCAGUUCUUGGUAAUAAGUAGGUGUUUUUUCCAUUUUCAAAAAUGAGAAACUUAAACUGCAUGGAGAUUAAGUGAACUGCCUGAAGUAAUUGCAAACCAUCUACUUUCUGGAGCUUCCUUUUUUUGAAUCUUUUUCCUUGCCCUUUCUUUUUGCCCUCCUGGACCAUUCUCAACCUUCAUUUCCUUUCCCCUCUGUUUAUAGUAAUCUGCUCAAUGCAACCUGAUAUUGUUCCUAAAUUUAGAAAAGAAAUCCUGUUCUCCACUUGCAACUUGGAUGUGAGUUUGUGUUGUGCAGAGGUGCUCUCCUGAUUCAGGUAAUAACAUACAUUAGUGCUUUUCAAAGAGCUGUAUUUAUGUAGAUGGCUUUAAACUGUUAUUUCCAUUUUAUAAGUUUGUGUGUGGGUGAGGAGGAUUAGACUGUAGAUAAGUAAAAGAACGCAGGUGUCUCAGGUGUCUCUGAUGUGGGAUAUUGAAUUGGAGGGAUACAGUUUUGCAAAGAUGCCAAGCACUUACUGCUCCCGCUACUUUGAAAGUGGAGACCACUUUGAGCUUGCACUGAGUGUUUCUCAGUGGAACACUGGCCAACAUGUUGUCUGGCAUCUUUCUUUAAUCUAAAUCAACAAAUAUUUUCCUUCAGAAGGGUGCUUUCUUCAAGA
Messenger RNA from Struthio camelus australis, 2825 nucleotides. RefSeq names its product ras-like GTP-binding protein RHO. Gene Ontology annotation, molecular function: protein kinase binding; GTPase activity; GTP binding. Gene Ontology annotation, biological process: small GTPase-mediated signal transduction. Gene Ontology annotation, cellular component: cytosol. The record is from RefSeq and is a predicted model, not a curated record. Lineage: Eukaryota; Metazoa; Chordata; Aves; Struthioniformes; Struthionidae.